Rhodotorula toruloides NP11 is the source of this 1065-nucleotide messenger RNA. RefSeq names its product 5'-methylthioadenosine phosphorylase. Lineage: Eukaryota; Fungi; Basidiomycota; Microbotryomycetes; Sporidiobolales; Sporidiobolaceae. Gene Ontology annotation, molecular function: S-methyl-5-thioadenosine phosphorylase activity. Gene Ontology annotation, cellular component: cytosol. Bases 1 to 1065 code for a protein of 354 amino acids. The transcript is spliced from 6 exons. The record is from RefSeq and is a predicted model, not a curated record. Gene Ontology annotation, biological process: nucleoside metabolic process.
AUGCCUUCUGUCUCUCCCUCGCACUACACCAUGGACAACGCACCCUUGAUCGGAGUCAUUGGCGGAUCCGGCUUGUACAAGCUCGACAACCUCGAGAUCGUCAAGACCGUCAACCCCGUCACCCCCUGGGGCCCUCCCUCAUCGCCCAUCACGAUUGCCUCGCUCUCUACGCCCGAAGGACCCGUCACGCUCGCCUUCCUCGCCCGCCAUGGCCCUCACCACAACAUCCCGCCCUCGAACGUCCCCUCGCGCGCCAACAUUGCCGCCCUGAAGCGCAUCGGCGUCAAGGCUAUCGUGGCGUUCUCCGCCGUCGGAAGCCUCAGGGAGGAGAUCCGCCCCGGAGACAUCAUCGUCCCCGACCAGAUCAUCGACCGCACCAAGGGCGUCCGCCCCUCGACCUACUUUGACCGGACGAUGGUCGGCCACGCCAUGUUUGGCGAGCCGUUCGACGUCCAGCUUCGCGAGUUCAUUGUCCCUCACGUCAAAGAAGCGAUCAACACCUUCAAGGGCCACAUCAACCCGUCUGACGAGCCUCGCCUGCACACGAAGAAGACGGUGGUCGUCAUGGAGGGACCGCAGUUCUCGACCCGCGCAGAGAGCAACAUGUACCGUCUCUGGGGCGGUGACAUUAUCAACAUGAGCGCUUUGCCCGAGGCCAAGCUUGCGCGCGAAGCCGAGCUCUCCUACGCCCUCGUGGCCACGAGCACCGACUACGACGCGUGGCGCGUCGACGCUGCGCCGGUCACGGUCGAGGAGGUGAUGAAGACGCUCCGCACGAACGCCGAGCUGUCGAAGCACAUCACGGCCUCGAUCCUCGGCGCCGUCCACACGGCCGUCAAGUCGGGCCAGAUCCAAGGCCAGACAGGCCAGAUGCAGUACUCGCUCAUGACGCCUCACAAGGAAGUCGGUGCGGAGGAACUUCACCGCCUGACGUACCUCCUGCCCAACUACUUCAACUACCCCGAUCCGGCCGCCGAGCGCCGCUCGCGCUCGCGCGCACGCAUCGAUGUCGACAUGGACGACUACACCGGCGGCGAGGAGCCCGCCCCUCGUGGCCGCCAGUAG